UCCAAAGUGUAAUCUUUGUCUCAGGUGAAGUAAAGCGGGAAGAUGAUGAAGAGGAAGAGAGAAGAGAAGGAGGACAUGGAUAUUGUGUGGCAGACCCCAGCAAAUCCCCCGCACCCGCAUGAUUACGUAGUUCGAAACGGAAUUCGAUUCGUUAAACCAUACUACUUCGAAUUUAUCGCUCAUGUUAAAAAUCGAUGGGCAGGGAAAACCAUUGUAGAUUUAUUCGCUGAGGAGUUUAAGGGUCGACCCUAUGAAUAUUAUGUUAGUGCUGUUCAAUGCGGAAGGAUUCAAGUUGAUGGUGAGAUUGUACCUGUUUCAUAUAUAGUUAAAUCAUCUCAAAAGAUAAGCCAUUUCUUGCACAGGCAUGAACCACCUGUGCUGGCUUGUGAAGUUCCAAUCCUUCAAAAGGAACCAGAUGUGCUAACUGUUUGUAAGCCACCAUCUGUCCCUGUACAUCCAUGUGGUCAAUAUCGAAAGAACACUGUUGUUGGCAUCCUUCAAGCAGAGCAUGGUUUGGCACCACUAUUUCCUGUUCAUCGACUGGAUCGCCUUGUCUCAGGACUUCUUAUUUUGGCCAGAAAUGCUUCCAAAGCUGACAUUUUUAGGCAACAGAUCGAAGCUGGCUUAGUCCGGAAACAGUAUAUAGCAAAAGUAGUUGGAGAAUUUCCUGAGGAUGAGCUACUUGUUGAUGCAAAUAUAGACUAUAAUGCACGAGAAGGAAGAAGCACAGCAGAGGUCAGAGACUCUGCAAAGGGCAAGGCUGCCUCUACAAAAUUUACUCGGAUUAGUACCAAUGGUACUGAAAGUAUUAUUUUAUGUGAACCUAUCACUGGCCGUACUCAUCAGAUACGAGUUCAUUUACAGUGUUCAGGUCACCCAAUAGCCAAUGACUUGCUGUACAUCUCAGAACAAACUGUUGAUCGAUCUAUUAAAGGGUUGAGUGCUGACAGAUCAGCAAGCAUAACUGAUGCUUCUCUGAAAUCAAAUUUUGAGGAAAAAGUGCUCAAUGAAUGUGAAGAAAAUUCCAAUGGAGAUUUUAGCAUUGAUCCCAUGUGUACAAACUGCCCAAAUUUGGCUCCCAAAGGAUAUGAUGGCAAUGAAGAAGGUCUUUGGCUACACUGUAUUCGGUACUCUGGACCUGGAUGGACUUACGAGUGCCCGUACCCUGAUUGGGCGAAACUUAGCUAGAUAUGUUUUUCAUGGGACACUUCAAACAAUUACAAGGACACUCUUUUCCUACCUUCUAACAGAAACGCCACUGAUUGAUCACUAGAUAUUUAUACAUCAUGGUACUUUCCCAUUUCGGCAGGUUAGUUAACAUGUAUUUAAUUUUGCUACUAUUCAGGAGAAGAAUUAUCAUUAUUAUAUUAUUUUUGUCCGUUGUCAUGACCGGGGAAAGGAAGAAUGGAAGAAACACGAGAUGUUUUCCAUUUGAAGAUGACUACGCGUUUUGUUUAGUGCAUAUGUACUUAAAACAUUUUGGUCAAAUCAUGUAUUACUUAUUAAACGUGAAUGUUUUGCUUUUGCCGACGUAGUGAGUGGAACAUGGAAGACAAGUUUAUUAAGGCAUAUGUUGUAACUUGUUACAGAUGUCUGGACCGUGGAGUAUGGACCAAUUUCGAAAAUGGGGUUCGUGUCUUAGUUAUUUUUUAUUAAUCCUAAAAAUGGUGCUGCCAACGGAUAUAACAUUUCUAUACUUAACUUCAAGCUU
Messenger RNA from Abrus precatorius (Indian licorice), 1711 nucleotides. Its product is annotated as RNA pseudouridine synthase 7. Bases 43 to 1188 code for a protein of 381 amino acids. Gene Ontology annotation, molecular function: pseudouridine synthase activity; RNA binding. Gene Ontology annotation, biological process: pseudouridine synthesis. The record is from RefSeq and is a predicted model, not a curated record. Lineage: Eukaryota; Viridiplantae; Streptophyta; Magnoliopsida; Fabales; Fabaceae. The transcript has 12 exons.